UUCGCUCUUCUUUUAUACGUACGAUCUAACUUAUCUCCUACAAACAAAACAAUAGUUUACGUUUUUGCUUAGCCAUAACAAUCGUAUAACUCAUUCAAGAACUCUUGGGUAAUCUUACCUCAUCUUGUUUGAAAACCCAUCAUUUUCCGGAAUUACUAAUUUUUGUUUGUAUAUUUGGAUAUUCAGCCACGCGACAUAGCACAAAAAACUAGUGGUGGCCGAAUAUAUAACCUGUAAAAAUGGCGUCGUCUUCGAAUUCGCCAUGUGCGGCGUGCAAGUUCCUGAGACGAAAAUGCCAACCGGAGUGUGUAUUUGCACCCUACUUUCCGGCGGACCAGCCGCAGAAGUUUGCGAAUGUUCACAAGGUGUUCGGAGCAAGCAACGUGACGAAGCUUCUGAAUGAACUGCACCCUCACCAACGCGAGGAUGCGGUGAACACGCUGGCUUAUGAGGCCGACAUGCGCCUCCGUGAUCCGGUCUAUGGGUGUGUCGGAGUUAUCUCCCUGCUCCAACACCAACUCCGGCAGCUUCAGAUGGAUCUAACCUCCGCCAAAUCGGAGCUGUCCAAGUACCAGAACCACCAUCUUUGUCAUAUGAAUGGUGCAGCCACCCACGGACUCAUUGCUCCGGCAGCUACCACAACCCACCACCACCAUCAUGACUUGGGGAUCAACUUGAUUAAUGUCGACGAUAAUGAUGUUAUUAGUCAAGAUCACCAUUUGUACCACCACCCUGCAGAGUUCUUUCCCCCUAGGGAUCAUCAGCACACGGCGGCGAUAAGGGGUUUAGAUGUAAAAUGUACUUAUGAUGCCACCGGCGGUCUUGGACAACACAUGCAAUAUCAGCAACAUAGGGCUGCCGGAAGUGGUAGCGAUGAUCGGAGAACACCCAUUGAUCCAUCUUAAGGUUUUUUCAGCUUCUUCAAAUAUGAAUCCAAUUUACAUAA
Lactuca sativa (garden lettuce) is the source of this 946-nucleotide messenger RNA. Its product is annotated as protein ASYMMETRIC LEAVES 2. NCBI's taxonomy places the organism in Eukaryota, Viridiplantae, Streptophyta, Magnoliopsida, Asterales, Asteraceae. The record is from RefSeq and is a predicted model, not a curated record.